Molecule: messenger RNA, 1086 nt
Organism: Colletotrichum chrysophilum
Lineage: Eukaryota; Fungi; Ascomycota; Sordariomycetes; Glomerellales; Glomerellaceae
Exons: 3
Coding region: 1-1086 (361 amino acids)
Biological process (GO): ribosomal small subunit assembly; translation
Cellular component (GO): ribosome
Molecular function (GO): structural constituent of ribosome; mRNA binding; rRNA binding
Source: RefSeq, a predicted model, not a curated record
AUGUCUCUGCGGCCGAGCUUCCGAACCGCUUGCAGGGCGCUCGCGCUGCGCUCCCGGCCGCUGGCCGCCGCCCCUCGGCAGGAACCCUUCGCCUGGGCCACCACGAGACGAGGAUAUGCGGACGAGCCCAGCCAGAUCCCCCCGUUGAGAAAACCAGACGCCGCUGCUGCGUCUGAGGCUCCCCCGGUGCCGGCCUCCGCGGCGGCCAAUGCCCAGUCUGCGGCAGGACAGCAGGCGGACGAGAAGCCGGAGGAGCAAUGGUCACCACAGGAGGCGGCUGCCGCGCGCGAAGAGCUCGCCAAGGCGGCGGCGCCCACAGAAAUCCCCGGUGGCCUGACGGAGGCCCAGAUGGAUGCGCUGUACGAGGAGGGUGCUAUUCCCCCGCAGAAUGCGAACGGCGACCCCCAGCGCCAACUCGAGAUUCUUGCCUCCGGAGGCAUUGUCGCGGAUUUGGAGGAGACGAACCGGCUGGAAAUCAGCAAGCCUAAGCCUGCGGCGCAUGUGGGACACAAGUUCCCGCUGCCGGUAUUGCCUCUGCCGCCGCACAGCCAUCUCAAGUCGCGGUACCACCCGAUGAUUGACCAAUUGACGAACCUUAUGAUGAGAGAUGGAAAGAAGUCUCUGGCACAAAGAAACAUGGCCAUGGUCCUCAACUUCCUCCGACAAUCCCCUCCCCCGAUUCUCAACCCCCGAUUCCCGCUCCUCCCCGGCGCGCCGCCGGCGCCGCACCUCCCGUUGAACCCCGUGCUAUACAUCACCCUAGCCGUCGACUCGGUCGCGCCCUUGAUCAAGAUCCGUCGCAUCCCGGGUGGUGCCGGUGGUGGUCGUCCCCUCGAACUUCCCGCACCGCUCGCGGUCCGUCAGAGGAGACGUGCGGCAUUCGCUUGGAUCCUGGACGUCGUCAACAAGAAGCCGUCCAAGGGCUCCGGCCGAACCCAGUUCGCGCACAGGCUGGCAGAGGAGAUCAUUGCCGUCGUCGAGGGACGGUCGCCCGUGUGGGAGAAGCGCCUUGGGCUGCACAAGCUCGGCACGGCGACCCGUGCCAACUUGAAUGUGAAGCCGGUCAGCGCCAAGGGCAGAAAUUAG